Apodemus sylvaticus (European woodmouse) is the source of this 2952-nucleotide messenger RNA. It is a transcript of the gene Atg9a, whose product is annotated as autophagy related 9A. The transcript has 17 exons. NCBI's taxonomy places the organism in Eukaryota, Metazoa, Chordata, Mammalia, Rodentia, Muridae. Gene Ontology annotation, cellular component: phagophore assembly site; autophagosome. The coding region runs from base 340 to 2859 and encodes 839 amino acids. Gene Ontology annotation, biological process: autophagy of mitochondrion; protein localization to phagophore assembly site. The record is from RefSeq and is a predicted model, not a curated record.
GGCCAGAUUGGCUGCGGGUGACAGUGAGUGACAGACGGAGGGCCUAGAGCUCCGGGUCUAGCUGAGCCCAGCAGAACAGACCAGGCUUCUGGAAUCGCCCGGGUCACGGUUCCUGCGGUGACACGCGAGGCUGGUAACUGGAAUCUCCAGACCCAGGCCCAAGCUGGCCAGGGGUGCCCACAGACCCCCAAACACCCCUGAGCACAGGCCCUUCCUGGGGAGAUCCAUGGGCCCUGGGUCUACACUGACCAGCAGCUGUCCAACCAGGGCACCCAGGACUGACGUGGAGCAGAAACUGUCCAUGGAGCUGGUUAACAAAGUGGACAGGGGGCUGCGGUGAUGGCACAGUUUGACACGGAAUACCAGCGUCUAGAGGUCUCUUAUAUCGACUCACCCCCAGGGGAAGAGGACCUGUUGGUGCAUGUGGCUGAGGGGAGCAAAUCACCUUGGCACCACAUUGAAAACCUUGACCUCUUCUUCUCUCGAGUUUAUAAUCUACAUCAGAAGAAUGGCUUCACAUGUAUGCUCAUUGGAGAGAUUUUUGAACUCAUGCAGUUCCUCUUUGUGGUUGCCUUCACCACCUUCCUGGUUAGCUGUGUGGACUAUGACAUCCUAUUUGCCAACAAGAUGGUGAACCACAGUCUCCAUCCUACUGAGCCUGUCAAGGUCACUCUGCCAGAUGCCUUUUUGCCUGCCCAAGUCUGUAGUGCCAGGAUUCAGGAAAAUGGCUCUCUCAUCACCAUCCUGGUCAUUGCUGGUGUCUUCUGGAUCCACCGGCUUAUCAAGUUUAUCUAUAACAUUUGCUGCUAUUGGGAGAUCCACUCCUUCUACAUACAUGCGCUGCGGAUCCCAAUGUCCGCCCUUCCCUACUGCACGUGGCAGGAAGUGCAGGCCCGGAUUGUGCAGACGCAGAAGGAGCAUCAGAUCUGUAUCCACAAGCGCGAGCUGACAGAGUUGGACAUCUACCAUCGCAUCCUACGCUUCCAGAACUACAUGGUGGCCCUGGUGAACAAAUCCCUCCUGCCUCUGCGCUUCCGUCUGCCCGGCCUCGGUGAGGUUGUCUUCUUCACCCGCGGCCUCAAGUACAACUUUGAGCUCAUCCUCUUCUGGGGACCCGGCUCUCUGUUUCUAAAUGAAUGGAGCCUCAAGACUGCAUACAAACGCGGAGGGCAGCGGCUGGAGCUGGCCCAGCGACUCAGCAACCGCAUCCUGUGGAUUGGCAUCGCCAACUUCCUGCUGUGUCCUCUCAUCCUCAUCUGGCAGAUCCUCUACGCCUUCUUCAGCUAUGCCGAGGUGCUGAAGAGGGAGCCAGGGGCCCUGGGAGCGCGUUGCUGGUCCCUCUAUGGCCGCUGCUACCUCCGCCACUUCAAUGAGCUGGAACACGAGCUGCAGUCCCGCCUCAGCCGAGGCUACAAGCCCGCCUCCAAGUACAUGAAUUGCUUCUUGUCCCCGCUGCUGACCCUGCUGGCCAAGAACGGAGCCUUCUUCGCUGGCUCUAUCCUAGCAGUGCUCCUCGCUCUCACUAUCUACGAUGAAGACGUGCUGGCUGUGGAACACGUCCUCACCACUGUCACCCUUCUGGGAGUCACGGUGACUGUGUGCAGGUCCUUCAUCCCAGACCAGCACAUGGUGUUCUGCCCUGAGCAGCUGCUCCGAGUGAUCCUCGCACACAUCCAUUACAUGCCUGACCACUGGCAGGGUAAUGCCCACCGCUCGCAGACCCGGGACGAGUUUGCCCAGCUCUUCCAGUACAAGGCAGUGUUCAUCUUGGAGGAGUUGCUGAGCCCCAUUGUCACACCCCUCAUUCUCAUCUUCUGCCUACGCCCGCGGGCCCUGGAGAUCAUAGACUUCUUCCGCAACUUUACAGUGGAGGUCGUCGGCGUGGGAGACACCUGCUCCUUCGCUCAGAUGGACGUCCGCCAGCACGGUCAUCCCCAGUGGCUGUCUGGUGGGCAGACCGAGGCCUCAGUGUACCAGCAAGCUGAGGACGGGAAGACCGAGUUGUCCCUCAUGCACUUUGCCAUCACCAAUCCCGGCUGGCAGCCCCCUCGUGAGAGCACAGCUUUCCUAGGAUUCCUCAAGGAGCAGGUGCAGCGAGACGGGGCAGCUGCUGGCCUGGCCCAGGGUGGCCUGCUCCCUGAGAAUGCCCUCUUCACAUCCAUCCAGUCCUUACAGUCUGAGUCCGAGCCACUGAGUCUUAUUGCAAAUGUGGUAGCAGGCUCUUCCUGCCGAGGACCCCCACUGUCCAGGGACCUGCAGGCCUCCAGGCACAGGGCUGACGUUGCUUCUGCCCUUCGAUCCUUCUCCCCUCUGCAGCCUGGACAGGCCCCUCAAGGCCGGGCUCCUGGUACCAUGACAGGCUCUGGAGUGGAUGCCAGGACCGCCAGCUCCGGGAGCAGCGUGUGGGAAGGACAGCUGCAGAGCCUGGUGCUGUCCGAAUAUGCGUCCACUGAGAUGAGCCUGCACGCCCUCUAUAUGCACCAGCUCCACAAGCAGCAGACCCAGGCUGAGCCCGAGCGGCAUGUGUGGCACCGCCGGGAGAGUGAUGAGAGUGGAGAGAGUGCCCCUGAAGAGGGGGGAGAGGGUGCCCGGGCCCCCCAACCCAUCCCCCGCUCUGCCAGCUAUCCCUGUGCUACACCCCGGCCUGGAGCACCUGAGACCACCGCCCUGCAUGGGGCCUUCCAGAGGCGCUACGGGGGCAUCACAGAUCCUGGCACAGUGCCCCGUGCUCCCUCUCACUUCCCCAGGCUGCCCCUGGGAGGAUGGGCAGAAGACGGGCAGCCGGCGUCCAGACACCCAGAGCCAGUGCCAGAGGAGGGCUCAGAGGAUGAACUCCCCCCUCAAGUGCACAAGGUAUAGACAAGGCAGAAGCUGGUUCCCAUGCCCCAGGAUGGAGGCAACAGCUGCCCUGCCAUCCCUUCUGCCUGCCGUCAGAGGGAUUCUCUGAGUGCC